AUGACCGCGUGUCCCGUUUUCGUUCGCCGUCCAAUUGUUGUCGUAUUCCGAAUCGACAUCGCGGACUCCAGUGUAUACAUAUUCACUCGACCGCUACGCUGGUCCCCUUAUAUUGAGCCGACGUACGGCGGCGUGUUCUUCUUAGCGCUGGGGACAGAAUGUCCAAAACUGCUUGUUUUUAAAUUUCAAGGUUCGUCUGUUGACACGGCUGAUCGUACUUUUGAAUUCGUUCACUAA
Molecule: messenger RNA, 237 nt
Organism: Opisthorchis viverrini
Lineage: Eukaryota; Metazoa; Platyhelminthes; Trematoda; Opisthorchiida; Opisthorchiidae
Exons: 1
Coding region: 1-237 (78 amino acids)
Source: RefSeq, a predicted model, not a curated record